This is a messenger RNA of Chlamydomonas reinhardtii, 1696 nucleotides long. RefSeq lists its product as uncharacterized. NCBI's taxonomy places the organism in Eukaryota, Viridiplantae, Chlorophyta, Chlorophyceae, Chlamydomonadales, Chlamydomonadaceae. The coding region runs from base 105 to 383 and encodes 92 amino acids. The record is from RefSeq and is a predicted model, not a curated record. The transcript has a single exon.
CCUGCUUCAGUAUGCGCCUAGGAUCAGGCUGAGAGACAGUGGGUUCAAGAUGCUCUCGCCUCUUCAUCCUCACGACCGCCCGUACGACACGCAGCCUAAACACCAUGCACAGUGCUGUGCCUGACGGCCACUCCCCGUCUCCCCCCCAGCGUGCGACGCAAUGUGUGCAUCGCGGCGUCACACUGCGAGCGUCAAAUGGCUCACGAAACGAGAUGGGGUAUGCUGCAGUGGCCGUCAGCCACACGAAAGCGCAAGCUGCACACGUUGGGUCCCGACAGCUUUGUCGCACCGCCUGCGCCAUCCUCAAGAACGCGAUGCUGCUGGCCGCUGGGCGCGGUGCCGGCGGGCCGACAGCCCAGGAGCAGUCGUUGCGCACUGUCUGAGUGCGGCUGAACCUCGGGCCUUCGUGGCGGCGCGUUGUAAGGCGGCAGCGGCGCUGCUGGGCCCCAACGGCUGCUGCUGCAAGUGUGGCACCAAGGCCGCCAGAUACGGGCAUGGCAUGUGCGGCGCGUGCUACGAGUGGGAGCGCCGGCGCAAGUAGUGAGCAACUGUGUGUGUCAACUGCUGGCGUUAUUUUGAGGGCCCACGGGACGAGGCACGUUUGCUGACUCGGAUGCGGCAUUGCUCCGACGGCGGCUGUUGUUUUGAGGGCGCUUGGAUGCGAUCUGCCUGCCAUGCAAGCGAGCAGAGUACCGCUGAAGCCACUUCUUCCUAGGUGCCCUCGCGCCCAUGCACCCACUGCAUGGUGCACUGUGCCACUUCUCACGCCUUGCCGGUGCUGGAUUGGGAACUUGCCGGUGCUCACUUGUGUGCUGGCGCAGCCCAUGUUCUCCUUCGGCACGCAGGCCGCUUGCGUGCCGGACUCAGACUGAACCGCACUCAGCCUGAUUGGAGUAGCCCAGCGACUGACCCAGCUUGCCACAGGCACACGGCAUCCGUGCCUUCCUCUCGCGGCUGUUAGAUGUGCUUAAGCGCUGCGGGGUACGUGGGCUAGUGGUGAAUGCCAGUAAGUGCUGGUGGUCUGUGGACGGCUGGGCUUGGGCUGGGUUGUGCUCCAUGUUAGGUGUACGACCGUUGGGCUGUGGUGCGGUGCUGCCGGCCUGCCAAACAUUCAAGUGAUUCAACGUCUGGACUUUGUUAUUGACGUUGGUUGCGGAACUAAUCCGCAAUACCCACCUCGACUGGCUUUCGGCAUGGCGUGGGUUGCCACGGCCUUUGCAACUGGAUAGUGGGCCAACCGGGUACUGGCCCGCCAAGCAUGCGCGUUACCAACGUCCAAAGCCCUCCAUCCUGAGUUCUCCAGAGCCCUCCAGAGCCCUCAGAGCCCUUCAGAGGCCUGUACAGAUCCCUCCAGAGGUUGAGCGGCUCUGAAGCAGCCUGUGUCAGCAAUGCCAGAUUGCCAGACCACCCGCUUUCUAGCUCUGGCUGCCUGCGAAGCAGCUGCUGGAGGACCUGAGCCCCGACGCUUACUGCGCGCUGCGCAAGGCGAUGAAUUGAACGAGCGCGGAGCGGCUUACCCCCAACGUUCACUGUCCCAAUAAAUACGAUAAUGUUUACAGCUAAAUGUACGCUAGCAAGGUUGGAGCGGGGCCCGCAAGAAUGGCCACGUCUCGGUUUCACUCCAGUUUUGGGCGAGUUUCGCAUGAGUUUCUAAUGAGUUUCGCCCAGAGUUUCGCACGAGUUACGGCCGAAUUUC